GGCGUGUCUUAAACAGUGGGGUUUCAUUCAUAAAUACUUUAAGCUUUAAAAUCCACAUUAAAGUGAUCACAGAAGACUUUCACGGUAUUGGCUUUGCCCCUCCACCCCUGCAUGGACCGGGCUGCUUAACCAUGCAGCACUGCCGUCUUGCCAUUGCUCCAAGGCCAGUGGGCCAGCCCUGAGGGGGAGAACGCCGCUGCUCAGUGUCAGUUGGCUGGCAAGGCUGAGGUGGCUGAGGAUGCAGCAAGGGAGCUGCUGAGGAGGAGAUUCCUGAGCCACAGCCUGAUACACACAACCAGAGCUGCUGCUGCUGCGCACUGCCCUCCAUCAGGACGCAGGGAGUUAGGGCAGGCUGGCAGCUCGGCAUUAGCUUACAGGUUGUGGUGCUGAAGUUGAGUGCUGCAGGCAAGCGAGGAGUGCUGAGUGCUGCUGGCAUGUUGCUCCUUCCCUGCUGGGGGACUCUCUAGUUGACCUGGACCAUGAGCAAUGAGUCUACCGCCUGGAACAUCCUACCAGAAAACUCCACAGGAAUUCCAGUUAAGGCAGAGGAGCAGCAAGAUGGCUAUGUUCUCCUCUUGGUGAUCCUCUCCAUCUUCCUGGUAGGAAUUUUGAUCUUCGCCUCUGUCCUCCUUAUUGCCUGCCGUCGCAGCUGGCAAGGAGGAAAAUGCUGCACCAGGGCCAGUGAUGAUCCUGAGAAAACCACCACCACCUACUUGGAGGAGUCUCAGCCCACCCAUGAAAUCACCAUCAGGGUGGAUGAGUCAGAGUGCCUGUCAAUGGCCAGCUCUCACGACCAGGAGACCGAGCGCUUCCUCUCCACAGGCACCACCGGCCGUCGUGUCUCCUUCAAUGAGGCUGCACUCCUAGAUCAUGGAAAGAAGGCUCAGGAGAAGGGCCGCAGGUAUACUCUGACCGAGGGCGACUUUCACCACCUGAAGAAUGCUCGGCUAACAAACCUCCACAUCCCCUCCCCGGCCCUCAAGAUAGUCACUAUCCAUGAGUGUGAGUCGGGCGAGAACAGCAUCACCAUGACAACAACACGCCCUGUCGCCAAGUCAGCCCUUUCCAUCUUCCAGCCAAUGCUGUGCCCCCUGCCACAAACAGCGUUGACUAGUCUGAGUGCCAAUCCCAGCUGUGCCCUCCCUGGAGAUGCGCUCAACUCUGUGGUGGACACCAGCUUCAGCAACAAGACCGGGGCUCUUGGCACUAAGGAACCGAGCUCUAUUGAGAUAAUAGGAGCAGGGCCCCGGGGCAGAGGCAGCAGCAUCAGUGUUGGAGAGGUAGCCUCGGUGGGAAGUGGUGCCCCUCCUUCUGGCAGUGGUGCAGGAAGCCAGGGGCCCAUGCUGCAGUUCUUUACCAAACUGCGGCGGCAUGCCAGUCUAGAGGGGGCCAGUCCCUACUUUAAGAUCAAGAAAUGGAAGCUGGACAGCAGCCAGAGAGCCUCAAGUCUGGACACCAGAGGCUCUCCAAAGAGGAGACAGUUCCAGCGCCAGCGAGCCGCAAGCGAGAGUAUGGACCAGGACGACAAUGACGCACACCACAUAGACCUCAUCCAAUACAUCGCCCGCACCCAGGACGUCCCCUACUGUCCAAGCCAGCCCACCACACGCCUCCUGUCACCACCAUCCACACCACCGCCCUCCCUCGGCAGGGUAGAGGUAGAGGUUAUAGUGGAGCCCAGCUGCAGCCAAGGAGGACCAGGGGUGAUUGGCCUUUCCCCUGAUCCCCAAGAUGAAGCCCUGUCCCUGGAAAGAAGGGAAGGUACCGACCCUUUGGAACCACCAGAUGCCCAGGACCCCCAGUCACUCUACAAAGACAUCUGGACCCUUCGUGCCUCACUGGAACAAUACGCAGCCUCGGACCAGAGCAGCAACAACGAUAGGAACUCUGUCUGCAGCGAUGCUGACAGUGUUUGUUCGCUGAGCGGACGCACAGAGAUGGAAAGAGGAGGGCUGCCUAGAUAUCCAUCUCAGGAUUUAGGAGAUGAAGCAGAGGAUGACAAGGAGAUGUUAAUGUACUUGGAUGAGAAGUUAGAUGUGAAAGAGGGAAGAAGGAGGAAAGAAGGGAGCACAGAGUCAGAGCGAGGGGGCAGCGAUGGAGAAACAGGGACUCGUAAAUUGCUGCAGAUGGACAGUGGCUAUGCAUCCAUAGAGGCGCCAUCUCGAGGCCCAGAAGAGCUGCGGCUGUUUGGGAGCAUGAGCGGGAGCCCAAAGGACAGAACAGCCCACGAGAAACGGCACCACUUCACCAACGCAGGGCGAACUGGCACUAUUGGUGAGAGCUUUGAGUCUCAUCUUUUUGAGGAAGAGCCAGAAGAUGAAGUGCUGUUGGGUGCCAGUGGAGGAGUUUCCAUAGAAACAGGUGCAGGCUCGCUGGGCUGGUUCCCAUACGGUCAAAUGCUCACACCUCGAGAGGCUGCUCAGCCUUCAACAGAGCCGCAGAUGCUGCACCGGCGAGACUACAGCAUAGACGAGAAAACAGACGCCCUCUUCCAUGAGUUUCUCCGACACGACCCCCAGUUCGAUCAGCAGGAGUCGCCGCUGAGGAAGCACCGGUCACGAAUACACCUCCGCAAGCAGUGGCAGCGCCACAAACAGUGGAGUGACCCUGGUGUCAGACACUUCCAGUCCUCUUUUGAAAGACAGCGGACCCCUUUACGGAGGGGGGAAAGUGUGAACUACCCAUUGGAAACAAGCUACCACAGUACGCUCCCUCGUAUCGUCAGUGCUCCAGAUGAGGAGAACAGCGACGGCACCAACAGCACACCAAGCACUCCGAAGGUAGAGCCUACCACUGCUUACAGAGGCAAAGACAAAGACCAGAGUGCCACCACUGUAGACACUGAGGACAGCAUCUCCUCAUCCCCACCACCUCUCGCACCCUCCACCUCUGAGAAAGAUGGAGGGCUAGGUGAGCACCAAGACCUUCAGGAGGAUGUUAAACCCCCGGACGAGCGCUCGCCACCUCAGCUGCCUGACUCCUCAGGCUAUGGCCCGCAGACGAUCACAGCUGAGCUCACGGACAAACUGACUGCUCACCUAGAUGAGAGGCUGUACACGGGCCUCCGCAGGACCAAGGACACCACCCCUGAGUGUGUGACGGUGACAGCCACACAUGCUUCUCCUGACCACAGCCCAGUGUAGCAGGGCUCCGUCAAACCUCCUCAUCAAUCUUACUCCUGCUGAUACACACUUUUUCUUUCUGUUUGCUGGUCUGUUUAAAUGUCUCUCUGUAUACAGCUUGAAUGGUGUGAUCCAUAAACACACAUUGGAAAAUAUGCUUUAUCUCAAUCCAUACUUGAACACAAGAUCAUUUUAGAUACUCUAAUAGAAACAUUACAGCAGUUCAAUGUUGCCAUCAUGCAGAGUAUUGGUGAAGAAAGACAUGUCAUAAUAACUGAACAGAGCUAAUAUAUGAAUAAUCCUGUGGUUUCAGUUAUAACAGCUUCUCUGUCUGCUUGUGUCUUUCCUGCUGUUGUUUGUGUCUGGAGGUGAGAGCCAGUCUGGCCUCUGCACUCAUUGAUCCACUGUGAAACCAGGUGCUAUUAGACGAGUGGAAAGCAACAGAUCUGGAUUUAACAGUAAACCCUUCCAGUCCCAUAAUCAUGGGUUAGUUUUACUUUUCAUGAGAUAAGAAUGGUUAAGACUAGAAAAAUGGAUCCACCAAACCUAAAUAAGACAGACUUUAUGCUAAAAGACCAGUAGUUUCCAAUUCAUGGAUGUUAUCUGAAUAGUCUGUUCAUUCAGCUUCAUUUGUUCACCCAAAGGCAUUUCAUUUUGCCAUUUUUCCUAAAUGUGGCUAUUAAGCAACGGUUGUCACAAUACCAGAAAUACUAGUACAAGUUUAAGUAAAAAUUAAAAAAAUACAAUAAACUGUUUUGAUACUAUGGCUCCAAAUACAACAUAGAAGUCCUAUUUCCCAGAAAUUUCAGGCAAACUUCUAAUCUCUUUCUAAACACCACAACAUGCUAAAACGUUGCUCAUGUUUUUGUGCAAGUUAGACAGUGGGCAGAGUAUGCUUGCAGUUUUAAUGGAUUUAUUCCUCCAUUAUGCAACUGCCUUAUGAAAUAGAUGCAGUUUUAUAGAGAUUUGGUAUUUCCUCAUAUUAUGGCUCAUUAAAUUUGUAGAGGUUGUAUUGUGUGCAGAACAAGUGAAAUUGAAAAAGUAUUGAACAUUUUGACAACCCAAGGCCCCAUUUAUGAUACCAUCCAGAAAGCGCUGAUUAGUAUUUGAUCGUCUUCCCAUCGAUCUACAACGCCUUGUUUCCACAUAGGUAUGUGACUGAUAUCCGUAUUUCCGUAAAUAUACGGAUGAUGCCUCCUAGUGUUUAACACAAGGUAGGGCACUAAAAAACUGAUAAACUACCCCUGUGGAGAAGAUAUGUUUCAUUUUUUUCGACAUUAGCAGCUUGUAAUACGUGUUUACUGGAAGUACAAAACAUGAACAAUAUUGUAUAUCGAGAAGUAAUUGAAAAAGUUUACCUACCAAAGCAGCAUAUAUUUAAUUGAAGGACAUAUGAACAGCCGAACAACUAAGCUAAGCUAAUUUGUUUAGCCAUAUUUUUUUUAUCUGAUCAUCCUUUCUAACUAUUCACGUAAAUGUUUAAAUUCAUCCGACACAACCAAAACAAUCUUGCAGCACUUUAUAUCGACUGAUAAAUCAUGAUGUAUUUCAUAUCAAAAUGAUUGAUCUGACUGCUUAUUAUAUCAAGCUGAUAAAAAUGACUCGUCAUAGCCUUUUGCCUAGUUAACAGCUUGGUCAGCUAGCAUGCUGUACCUCUGAAAUCUACUGCAAAAAUUCACGUUUUUCAAAACAACUGCACUUGCUGGAAAAAAAUACAACGAAGGGGAGGACUUUUGCUGGACAUCACAGAAAUUGCCAUAAGGAUGAAUGGACUUCCUGUUGGCUUACCUCUGUUACAAUACGUGGAAACAAGGCGUUUAUCUACGCUGCUUAUCCUGCUCAGGGUUGCGGGUUUGCUGGAGACGAUCCCAGCUGUCAUUGGGUGGUAGGCAGGGUACACCCUGGACUGAUUGCAAAUCAAUCACAGGGCUGACAUACAUAAACAAGGCACGUUCACACUCACAUCUACGGGCAAUUUAGGGCUGCCAAUUCCCCAAACAAGCAUGUUUUGGACUGUGGAAGAACAGAGAGAACCCACUUAUGCACAGUGAGAACCUCCUUGCUGUGAGGUGACACUGCUAACUACUGCUCCACUGUGCAGCCCUGAUUGCUUUUCUGUUCGUGGAAAAUAAGUCUUUGGGUCUUAAACUGGUUGAUUUAUUAGGGCAAACAAACAGAACAAGUUUUCAGACCACAACAAAUGCUCUUCAUCCCUUAGCUUUCCCCUUCCUCUGUCCCUCCUAUGUUGUUUCACCAGCAAGUCUGAGACAGAAAGAGCUGCUGAUGAGCGUUCAAGCAGCCUCCCUAAAUUUAUUUUCUGAUUUUUUAAGGUAUUAUUUGGCCAAAGAUAAACUUUUUUGUUUGUUUGUUUUUUGUUUAGAAAGUCUGUUUUUUUUCCUUCAGUUUGACUCUUGUGACAACUCUCAAUUAUAAUGCCUUAUACAGCAACCCGGCAUGGGCCAUACCAUCCCUCUACAGCAGAUUACUAUAGAAACACACAUUUUGUCCUCUAUGGUUUCUCAAUGGUUCUGAUGUUUGCUUUUACAGAACAUGAUGUAACACUUUUGUUCAUUUUUGUUUCUUGAAGUUUGAUAUUUUUUGGACAUCUGCUUUGCUUGUAGACAGUAUAAAAGAGGGCAGGCUCUACAGCAGCUGAUUAAACUAGCCAAUCAAAAAGCUGCUAGCUCCAUGAAGGCUUCAUUAGUCUUAAACCUGCUAACUCACUAAGCUUGACUCUUAAUGCUCUGGUGUGAGAUGAGCAGUUACAUUUAACCUAUUUGUCAAAACAGCUUCACACGGGGUCAUUUUGUGAUUAUUGAUUAUUCUCGUGCAUUAGGCAGACAGGACAGGAUUUAUAUGUCGCCAUCUGACAUUCUUGUUUUCCCUUCCUUCUCCUCUACUUACUCUGCUUCUCCUGAGAAAGUUGACAGUGCAGUAGAUGUCUCCCAUGUGGGAGCCUGAGGACUCAACUUCCUGCCAGCUCGUAAAACCAGACCCAACAAAGAUGGUAUUUGUAGUAAAGACCUAAUUAUUUUCCUUUUUUUGGCUUUAUCUGUGUGUUCAAAACAAACCGGUGCUUUUUAUCAUUUGAAAACUACUUGAUGGUUAUGUUCUGAUGUAAAUGAAUAACCAAAAUUCGAUUUGUGCUGACAUGUUUCUGCUUUUACAUCCUGUGCAGUCGCAGCAGGUUGACUUUAACCCAGUUUCACUCAUAAAAUCUCAUUCUCAGAGGGGCUGUUGGGCUUUCCGUCUCUCAAACAUGCAGCUAGAGGAGCUACUGCAGGAAAGGCUGAUGAAUAUUAAUCAAACAAGAAAAGGAUUCCCACCUUUCACCCCCUGUCUCUCUUCCCUUCAGUCUUUGCAGCUGUUACCAUGCAGUAUUUUGAAACGACCGAAUAAAAAUCAGGUGGAGAAUAAAGCAGUUGCCCUCCUCCCUUUGUGUGGGCGUAAUGAUGAUGCUCUUCCAGCAUUGAUUAGAUCUUUCUCCACUUUGCGACAGGAUUCUCCUUUUGUGGCAAAGUGGAGUCUGAGGCAGAAGCUGCUUUCCUCAUCAGGAGAGAAACAACUAAAAUGAAAAGGGGUGAGCUCCAGUAAGAGGGAGAGAGGCUACUGAUGUUAAUGCUCUAUCCUGUCUUUCAUGUGGGCUCCCUUACCCACACUCAAACAUUGUUAAUCAUUUCUCCAUGAAUAACACAAUUUAGUGCAAUCAAAUGAUGCUUCUUUUGAAGGCGCUGAGAAGCAGAAAGGAAAUGAAAUCCCCUUCUUAGCUAUGACAGAAAUGAUGCGUCCCUGUUGACAAUAAUUACUCAGCUAAUUCUGAAAGCUUUUGGGAAAAAGGAAGCUGACUAAAUUUCCCAGAGAUCAAAAAGCUACCAGUCGAGUUAGUCACAGAAGAAUGGCCAUAAGGGAUGACUGAAAAUCUGUACAAAGAUUUCACUUUGCUGUCUAUACAAGCACAAUCUAACAGGAGCUAGACUAAAUCAAUGUCCUUUAUUAGGUAUAGACAGAUGCUGUUUAACUGGGGACACUGUGUGUUUGUAUACUAACCAGUAGCCUGUCAAAUGCAUUGAUGCAUAGCUGUGUGUAGGUCUGCAUGACAGUUUACAUUUUAGUACAAAUAUUCAUGUUUUUCUCAGACUUACAAUACAGAAAUGAUCAUAGGUAAUGCUCAAGUCAAAACGUUGGUAUGACUAGAGAUUUUGUACUUUAUGGAAUCCACUUUUAAAAUUCAUGCUAGGAUGCUGUAACUGAUGAGAUUUUGUGAGAUUUAUCUCUUUGGAAGUAGAAGUAUUUCUGUAUUCCUUGCUUGUAAGUUUAUCGCUUAAUUUAUCAAAAAAGAGAGAGAAGCUUUCUUAACAACACUGCUUUUGUUGAUCAAAAUCUAUUGAGCCUUGAGGGACCAAAUUAUAAAGAAGUAUUAUUUUAGGGUUGUUUUCCAAUCUGUGAAUAAAUGAAUAAAGUCAAAACGG
Molecule: messenger RNA, 7591 nt
Organism: Cheilinus undulatus (humphead wrasse)
Lineage: Eukaryota; Metazoa; Chordata; Actinopteri; Labriformes; Labridae
Gene: cbarpb
Product: CACN subunit beta associated regulatory protein b
Exons: 12
Coding region: 480-3143 (887 amino acids)
Biological process (GO): negative regulation of voltage-gated calcium channel activity; negative regulation of calcium ion-dependent exocytosis
Cellular component (GO): plasma membrane; secretory granule
Molecular function (GO): transmembrane transporter binding
Source: RefSeq, a predicted model, not a curated record